This is a messenger RNA of Emericellopsis cladophorae, 2109 nucleotides long. RefSeq lists its product as uncharacterized. Lineage: Eukaryota; Fungi; Ascomycota; Sordariomycetes; Hypocreales; Bionectriaceae. The transcript is spliced from 5 exons. Gene Ontology annotation, cellular component: cytosol; Golgi membrane. The coding region runs from base 1 to 2109 and encodes 702 amino acids. Gene Ontology annotation, molecular function: syntaxin binding. Gene Ontology annotation, biological process: intracellular protein transport; endoplasmic reticulum to Golgi vesicle-mediated transport. The record is from RefSeq and is a predicted model, not a curated record.
AUGGCGACCCGCGGCACUUCGCUGCGCGACCGCCAGAUUGCCUCUUUGAAGAAGAUCCUCAACCUCAACGAGACGGUUCAGUCGAAUGAGACAGAAGAUGCGCAAGCUCAAGCCCUCCAUGCGCCGGUAGCGCCCAUUCUCGACACGGAAGGAAACCCAAUCUGGAAAGUCCUGGUGUUCGAUGACUUCGGUCGCGAUGUCGUUAGCAGCGUGUUGCGACUGGCGGAUUUGCGCAUGAUGGGAGUGACGAUGCACAAGCACAUUGGCACCGCGCGACAUCCGAUACCUGACGUUCCUGUCAUCUACCUGGUCGAACCCAGCGCACAAAAUCUCCAAUCGAUCACGACCGAUCUCGAAAAGGGUCUGUACUCGCCGGCGUACAUCAACUUUCUGUCCUCUCUUCCCCGUCUUCUGCUGGAGGACUUUGCGACGCAGACGGCGACAGCAGGAACGUCAGAACACAUUGCCCAGCUAUAUGAUCAAUACCUCAACUUUAUUGUUACGGAGCCGGACCUGUUCAGCUUGGGCAUGCAAAAGGAACACACAUACUGGGCACUGAACAGUGCUACCACGAGCGACGCGGAGCUAGAGAGGGUGGUGGAUCGCAUUGUCACUGGGCUUUUCAGUGUGGUGGUCACAAUGGGUGUCAUACCCAUUAUUCGAUGUCCCAAAGACGCUGCGGCCGAGAUGGUGGCCGCGCGGCUCGAUCGCAAGCUACGAGACCAUAUUCUAAACUCCAAGGACAACCUCUUCUCCGAAAAACGCCAGGGCGCUGGAGCCACGUCGCAAUCUAGACCUGUGCUUGUGCUCCUCGAUCGCAACGUGGACUUGACGACGAUGCUAUCUCACUCAUGGACAUAUCAGUCCCUCGUCCACGACGUCCUCAAGAUGUCGCUGAACAGGAUCACGCUCGAACUCCCGAAAGACGACAGCAACCCUAGUGCAGGAACGUCAAGGAAGGUUUACGACGUGAACUCAAAUGAUUUCUUCUGGACGAAGCACGCGGGUGCACCCGUUGUCGAGGCUGCCGAUUCGGUCGACGCGGAGUUGCUGAAAUGGAGGGAAGAGUCGACAGCCAUGACACAAAAGGCCGGUGCCUCCAACUUUGAAGAUCUGGAAAACGAGACGAGCGCGGCGACCCAGCAUCUGAAGGCGGUGAUAGGCGAGCUGCCGGAGAUGCAGGAACGCAAGGCGACGUUGGACAUGCACAUGAACAUUUUGACGGCGAUAUUCAACGGCAUCAAGACAAGGCAGGUGGACAAUUUCUUCCAGCUUGAGGAAGAGGUCAUGAAGCAGACCAAGGAUCAGAUCAUGGAAGUCGUCAAGGGUGAGGACAAGGGCAACGACCCCACGGACAAGCUGCGACUGUUUAUCAUCUGGUUCCUCAGCACCGAGCAAGAGCUCAACCGCACCGAGUUUGAAAGUUUCACCAAGGCCCUCGAGGCUGCCGGGGCAGACGUGUCAUCGCUGCCCUAUAUCCGACAAGUACGCGCUACGACUAAGAUGACUCAACUCGCAACCGUCAACAAGACGCAGCCCCAACAACAAGGCAGCACAGACCUCUUUGGCCGAUUCUCUUCAAUAUCAACGCGUCUCACCGACCGCCUGAAGGAGACUGGCGUCCAUACUGGACUGUCAUCCAACUUUGAGUCGCUCGUCAGCGGCGUGAAAAACUUCUUGCCGGUUGACAAGGACCUGACGGUGACGAAGAUUGUAGAAUCGAUAAUGGACCCCUCCCAGGCCUCAUCGUCAGCCAUUGCCAAGACAGAAAAUUAUCUGUACUACGAUCCACGGUCAGCGAAUGCACGUGGUGCCAUGCCACCACCAAGCACGUCGCGACAGGGCAACAGCAAUAUGCCAGGCGGUCUCCCUGGGUCGAUGGGGCAGACGGCCAGCUUCGGUCAACGUAGGCAAGGGUACAGUCAGGCGAUUGUGUUCACCAUUGGCGGCGGCAGCAUGGAGGAAUACGGCAACUUGCAGGAUUGGGUCACGAGGACGGGCGGAGAAACAGCCCGUAGAAGGGUGGUGUACGGGAGCACGGAAAUGAUCAACGCGGCCGAGUUCAUCAAAGAGGAGCUCCAGCGGCUGGGCCAGGAGGUGGCGGCGUGA